This is a messenger RNA of Thamnophis elegans (Western terrestrial garter snake), 1938 nucleotides long. It is a transcript of the gene CDYL, whose product is annotated as chromodomain Y like. The coding region runs from base 100 to 1719 and encodes 539 amino acids. Gene Ontology annotation, cellular component: nucleus. The record is from RefSeq and is a predicted model, not a curated record. Gene Ontology annotation, molecular function: transcription corepressor activity. Lineage: Eukaryota; Metazoa; Chordata; Lepidosauria; Squamata; Natricidae. The transcript has 7 exons.
GGAGGAGGCCACGCCAAGACACCCAAGUGAGACAAAAAGUAGCUCCAAACCAGCCCCCAACUCCACCUCGGGAGGCUGGCGGCAGGCGGGCGCCUCAGCAUGGCUUCCGAGGAACUCUAUGAGGUAGAGAGAAUUGUUGAUAAAAGAAAAAACAAGAAAGGAAAAACGGAAUAUUUAGUGCGAUGGAAAGGCUAUGAGAGUGAAGAUGACACAUGGGAACCUGAACAGCACCUUGUGAAUUGUGAAGAAUAUAUACAUGAAUUUAACAGACAUCACAAUGAAAAACAAAAAGAAAGCACAUUAACAAGGACAAACAGGACAUCUCCAAAUAAUGCAAGAAAACAAAUUUCUCGAUCUACUAAUAGUUCUUUUUCAAAAACCUCCAAGUCCUUAGUUAUUGGAAAAGACCAUGAAUCAAAAAAUCAACUGUUUGCUGCUCAGAAGUUUCGGAAAAACAACACUCCUCUCUCUGGUAGAAAAAACAUGGACCUUUCAAAAUCAGGUAUAAAAAUUCUUGUGCCCAAAAGUCCUAUAAAGAGUCGGACAGCAGUAGAUGGCUUUCAGAAUGAAAGUCCUGAUAAACUGGAUCGCAUUGAGCAGGAUCAUGAAGAUUCUGUAGCCCCCGAGGUGGCAGCAGAAAAACCAGUUGGAGCUUUAUUAGGUCCUGGAGAAGAACGUGCUAGAAUGGGGAGCAGGCCAAGAAUACAUUCAUUAGUGCCACAAUUGCCAGUGCCAGUAACAGCUACCAUUGCAUCUGCAUUAACAAUAAAUGGAAAAGGAACGUCUACCUUUAUAGAAGCCUUGGCAACCAAUGGUACCAACAUUCAGACAUCAGUAACAGGAGUAGCAGCCAACAAACGAAGAUUUAUUGAUGAAAGGAGAGAUCAGCCUUUUGAUAAAAGGCUACGAUUCAGUGUGCGGCAAACUGAAAGUGCUUACCGCUACAGAGACAUUGUUGUCCGGAAACAAGAUGGAUUCACACAUAUUUUAUUAUCCACCAAGUCAUCAGAGAACAAUUCAUUAAAUCCAGAGGUGAUGAAAGAAGUCCAGAGUGCACUGAACACAGCAGCUGUUGAUGACAGUAAACUUGUACUUCUCAGUGCAGUUGGCAGUGUUUUCUGUUGUGGCCUUGAUUUCAUUUAUUUUAUUCGACGUUUGACAGACGAUAGAAAAAGAGAAAGUACUAAGAUGGCAGAUGCAAUUAGGAAUUUUGUAAAUACUUUUAUUCAGUUUAAAAAGCCCAUAAUUGUUGCAGUAAAUGGCCCAGCUAUUGGACUUGGUGCAUCUAUAUUACCACUAUGUGAUGUGGUAUGGGCUAAUGAGAAGGCUUGGUUUCAGACUCCGUAUACAACAUUUGGGCAAAGCCCUGAUGGAUGUUCAUCGCUCACAUUCCCAAGAAUAAUGGGUCUGGCAUCAGCAAAUGAAAUGUUAUUUAGUGGAAGGAAGCUAACAGCACAAGAAGCUUGUUCGAAAGGACUGGUGUCUCAAGUAUUUUGGCCAGGAACAUUCAUACAGGAGGUUAUGGUUCGAAUUAAGGAACUUGUCACGUGUAAUUCAGUUGUACUUGAAGAAUCCAAAGGUUUAGUUCGUAGUAUUAUGAAGGUGGACUUGGAACAAGCCAAUGAUAAGGAGUGUGAAGUUUUAAAGAAAAUUUGGGGUUCUGCUCAAGGGAUGGACUCAAUGUUAAAAUACUUACAGAAGAAGAUUGAUGAAUUUUGAAGAGAUGUGCAUUGACACUGGAUUGUAUUUACUUGGACAUCUGGAUUUUUCAUCAAUACCCUAAAACUGAAAUUAAAAUAAAACAUACCUAAAGCUCGGAAAAUGAGGGCUAAAAGGUAGAGGAACAUUGGUUUUAUGGUCAAGGGUUUUUAAAAGAAGUACUGUAUGUUAAGCAUUGAACUUUUUUUUUCUUUUUCCAUAUAUAUAUAUAUAUAUAUA